GCGUUAUCAGCGGUUGCUGUUCAGUUGGUUCAAAGGACGGCCGAUAGCAGGUAAAAUAUAGCGAUCACGUACCCAUAUCAAUCAACACAACAAAGGAACUACAUGUUAUAUUAAACUGUUUCCGGAAUGUGUCCAACAUGGUGAAAUUCUGCGAAAUGUCCGUGUUUUGCAUUGCUAUAUUUCUUUCACUUCUAGGAUAUUCCGAAUCAGUAAUAUGUUUCCAAUGCGCCGACUCCAAAUUUUUGGGAAAUUGUCAAUCAAAUAUGAAGAAAUUCGAAAACUCUGUGCUGAACUUUCUUCAUGAGAAUGGUACAAUUGGCGGAGAUCACGAUAGGGGCUAUCUCAAAAACUGCACGUCUGAGUGGGGGGAAUACUGCGUGAUUGAACACUACACGGAGAGAAUUACUGGAGAGACACUGUCUUUUAUUCGAGGAUGUUCGAAAGGGAAGACUGAUAUAUCGGUGAGUGGUUUCCAUAAUUUUUCUGCGGACAACCAGACAGCUUGCCAGUAUUAUCCCGACUCCCAGGACCAUUUGUUGGCGUGUAUCACGUGGUGUCAAGAGGACUUCUGUAACGGACCAUUGAAAUAUAUCAAAAUGGUGAAAGAAUAUACUGGAACCAGUUCCUGUUCUUUACUUUAUACACAUAAACGUAUCUACACAUACCUUGUAUUUCUGAUAUCAGGAAUACUUUUACUAUGA
Magallana angulata is the source of this 701-nucleotide messenger RNA. RefSeq lists its product as uncharacterized. Bases 138 to 701 code for a protein of 187 amino acids. The record is from RefSeq and is a predicted model, not a curated record. The transcript is spliced from 4 exons. NCBI's taxonomy places the organism in Eukaryota, Metazoa, Mollusca, Bivalvia, Ostreida, Ostreidae.